AUGGCGCUCCCCUACCGCGGCUUCGACGGCGCCGGCCUCGACGGCCGGAAGCCGGUGCGCAAGGCAGAGAUCAACGGCGAGGAGGGUGUCUAUGUGGGCAGCCAAGGCUAUGUGCCUCGCUUGGUGCAGGUAGAUGUCCCAUGGCAGCGACCUCCCUCGUCGGGCGGAGUCAAGCGCUUGAGUCAGAAGCCACCCACCAAGUCGCUGCUGAAAACCUUGGGGGAUGAAUGCUAUGCUCCAUCCGGCGUGAUGUUGAGACCCGAUGAUUUAGUCGAUCCCAAGUACAAGACUAUGCCGGCGGGGCAUGGUGCCCAGCCCAGCCGGUAUGACCCGCAUCACUCUGCCGCGGCAAGUGCUCAGUUUGACGGCUUUUGCCCGGAGAAGCUCCUGAGUCAGCAGGCGAAGGCGGCCGCGUUGAAGUAA
Molecule: messenger RNA, 423 nt
Organism: Durusdinium trenchii
Lineage: Eukaryota; Dinophyceae; Suessiales; Symbiodiniaceae
Source: the annotation of a GenBank genome assembly